AUGGCACCUGAUACCGAGACAAGAAUCUUGAGCAAGUUCGGCUCCCUGGGACUGAACUCAGCUAAUAAGAUUAUUGUGGGCGUGGAUUACGGGACUACAUUUACUGGAGCAAGUUACGUCAGUUCAAGAGGAAAAGGCCUGGAUGAUAUUACAGUCAUCGAUAUCUGGCCAGGUACCUCCAGGGACACCACUGCAGUCGUGAAAGCGCCGUCCCGCAUUGCAUACCCUGAUGAUAAUCAACGCGUUAGCACCAAGCGAUGGGGAUACCAGGUGCUACCAGGCAUGACUACAUUCUCUUGGACAAAAUUGCUUCUGGAUCAAAAUGCUCCUCUCUCCAAAUACGAUGACCCGGGGCUUGAAAAGGCCUCCGACAUCGGUAUUCUCAAGUUGCCUGAGGGGAAAAGCGCAACUGAUGUUGUAAGUGAUUAUUUGUCCGAAGUCUACCACCACAUCCUCCAGAGGAUUGGUAAGCAAAUCACAGAAGACACGCUACGAACCACUCCCCUAGAGUUCUGGUUCACAGUGCCAGCUAUUUGGUCGGACCAGGCGAAGAAUGCAACACUCAAUGCAGCUCGACAAGCGGGAUUUGGCACCCGGCCAAACGACGACAUAUUCCUAAUCAGUGAGCCGGAGGCAGCAGCCAUUACUUCGUUGAAGAAGUACACCACCCCCAAUGGAAUUGGUGGAUUCGUCAAGCCUGGUGAUGGUGUGCUAGUUUGUGACUGUGGAGGCGGUACAGUGAGUUGUGCACAGGCGUCGGCAAGAGGCAAAUGCGGAUCGACCGCAGUCGACCGAAAUUUCUACCAACUCAUGUCGGACCGAUUCGGCGAUGCAUUCGACAACCUGCCAAUGAAGCGAAAGGGCCCAGGCAGCGAGCUCAUGAAUAAAUUUGAGGUCAUCAAGAAAGACUUUGGACAUUCUAACGAUCCAACAAUAUUUGAACUCCCGCUCAACAUGAAUGCACCCCAUGCGAAGCCUGAGUAUUUCGAUGAUGAAGAGCGAAUUGUUCUGUUAUCCAGUGAGGAUCUGCAGUCGGUUUUUGAACCCGUGGUUGAACAAAUCCUCUCCUUGGUACGAGAGCAAAUUCAGGAUGCCCGGAAAGCAACAGGACAUCGCAUCAACAGGAUUAUCUUGGUUGGUGGUUUCGGCGAUUCGGAGUAUCUUCGCAGGAAAUUUCGUUCAUCCUUCGAAUCUAUGGACAUUGCUGUUACCGUUCCUGAUAAACCUCAAGCGACUAUUGUCCAAGGAGCUGCUCUCCGCGGACUUGAAGGAAUCCGGUCCACGACAAAGAAGUGCCGCCGACAUUACGGCUUUCGUUGGGGUCUCCCGUUCCGAGAUGGCAUAGAUGCUGAAUCGGAAGCUUUUAUCGAUGUGUACACGGGUGAAAAGAUGGUUGGCGGAAUUAUGAAAUGGAUGAUUUGCAAGGUGAUUCACGGCAGUCUGGCUCCAUUUCUACUUUCUUUGGAGGCGUUCCUAAUAACUCUCAUCAAACAGGGCGAGAAAUAUUCAGAGAACUAUACAUGUAUGGUUCCUGUGGCCCGCACGCACUAUCAGUUCAACAGCCUGAAGCGUCAAGUAACCCUAUAUGCUUGUGACCUGACGGAUGCUCCGGAGCGGGGAAAUCCAGAUUGUUAUGUAGUUGGUGAGAUUGAGGUUAACUUUUCCAAUGCCGACUUGAACGAGUUCCCAUCAAAAUAUAUAGAUGGGUGGCGAGUAUAUCUCCUUAAGUACACGCUCAAAGUCAUCUUUGGCGCCCAGGAUGGAGUGCUGAAGUUUGAAGCUGCCAGCCAAGGGAAGACUAUUGGCCGGACGAGCAUCAAUUUCAACACGAUUAAAUAUUAUUGA
This is a messenger RNA of Histoplasma capsulatum G186AR, 1845 nucleotides long. RefSeq lists its product as uncharacterized. Lineage: Eukaryota; Fungi; Ascomycota; Eurotiomycetes; Onygenales; Ajellomycetaceae. The record is from RefSeq and is a predicted model, not a curated record. The transcript has 9 exons. Gene Ontology annotation, molecular function: ATP binding; ATP-dependent protein folding chaperone. The coding region runs from base 1 to 1845 and encodes 614 amino acids.